Papilio machaon (common yellow swallowtail) is the source of this 3258-nucleotide messenger RNA. RefSeq names its product leucine-rich PPR motif-containing protein, mitochondrial. The transcript has 16 exons. The record is from RefSeq and is a predicted model, not a curated record. NCBI's taxonomy places the organism in Eukaryota, Metazoa, Arthropoda, Insecta, Lepidoptera, Papilionidae. Gene Ontology annotation, molecular function: protein binding. Bases 50 to 3235 code for a protein of 1061 amino acids.
CUUUUAAAAACUGUUCUAAAUUUAUUUAAUUUUAGUCAAAAAUUAGAAAAUGUUGGUUAGGCGUUGGAUUUGUCUACCGAAUUCAUAUCGACUGUUUAAAAAAUUAUCUCAUAGACCAAUUUCACAUACUGUCGGUUUAAGGCCACCGACGGUAUGUAAUUGUAUUAGAAACGGGCAGUACAGAUAUGUGAAUACAGAUGAUGCCAAAAUAUCCGAAAAUGUUACUAACAAGGAUAACACAUUACGUGAAAGUGUUUCCCUUUUUCCGAAUAAAUCUUUUAAACUAUACAAUUCAUCAAUGGCUUCAGAGGAGCUAUUAGAAAAAUUGAUAGCAGGUUUAUCAAGUGAUAUACAUCAGAAGAGAAGGGUAUAUAAGAAUGAUUUUAUCAGAGUGUUAAAUAAGGUGAAAGAGUUAAAUUUCUCUACCAAAAAGCAAGGCUUGCUCCUAAUAAGCUGUUGUGCGGAAUUACUACCAGAUGAAACUCCAUCCUGUAGAAUGGAUUUGAUUGAACAGGUUUGGAUAGCAUUAAAGCCACAUACAGAAUUUGGUGUAGAACAUUACAAUGAGUUACUGAGAGUAUACAUUGCUAAUAAUAGAACACUGAAUGUUAGCUCAUUUAUCCAACAAAUGGGUAAAGUGAAACCAAAUACUUUAACAUAUGAAUUGAUUCUUGAAGCUCUUGGGGAGGUUGGAGAUCUCAAUCAAGCAACGGAAGUUAUAGCCAAUAUGAAAGCUGCAGGUUUACCAGCAACAGAAGAGAUUUUUAAUUCCUUGAUUAUGUGUCAAGGAAAAUCUGGUAAUUUAGCAAACAUCAAAGAAGUCCUAACAAUGAUGAAAUCUCUAAAGCUUGAACCAUCGGUAGACACUUAUACAGCUACUAUCAGAGCAUAUGCAUUUAAUAAAAAACAGGAUCUAGUUUUGAAAGAAAUGCAAAAAGCCCAACAAAAUGGAUUACAGUUUAGUGAAAUGCAUAUAAUGAAGAUUGUGAAAAUGUUAGCCUCAGUUGGCUUGUAUGAAGCAAUUCCUAAGGCUCUUAAAUUCUUACCGGAAGAUAUUCUCAAAACACCAUCUAUAUCACCUUAUAUGCAGAGUGUUUCUACAGCAUUGGUGUUCCAAAAUCACCCUGUAGCUGCUUUAGAAAUAUAUAAAUGUCUGCCUUUACCUUCAUUUGGCCCUAAAGAUGACCAGGGUUUGCAUGGACGAAGUUUAGUUAGAGAUUGUGUGAAGGCUUCAAUAGGUUCUGGUGUUAUAAGUCUUAUUGCUGAAGAACUGAUGUCAUCUGGUAGGAAUCCUAUAGCAUUACAGAAUGCUUGUGAAGCAGCACUACAGUUGGGUAAAGUUCCGUUGGCAUUGGACUUGUUUACACGGAUGAAACAAAUGGGUAUGCCCGUCAGACCACAUUAUUUUUGGCCUAUAUUACUUCACACAUCAAAGACAUAUGGAGAAAAAGGUAUAAUGAAUACACUGUCAACGAUGGUUAAAAUGGAUGUCAAACCUGAUUAUGAGACUAUAAUGACAUAUACAUUGCCAUAUGUCAGUUUCACGUCUCCGCAGAAUCUGAUGAAGAAGUUCCAAGAUACAGGUCUAUCUGUAUCCACGGUACUUACUCCUAUGAUGGAAACACUAUUAAAUACAGGACAAGUGAGAGCCGCUAGUGAAAUCUGUGAAUUAUUUGAAGGAAAAGUGGAUACAGAUGUUCUAUUACGAUCAGUUGUAAAAGGUUAUCUGAUUAGUUUGGAUGUGAAAUCAACUAUACAUAUCCUAGAGGAUGUCACUGCUAAAGCUAUGGAUAAAAACAAAGACUGGGUGGGCAGGUUUCUGUGUGUUUUUAUGAGGCAUAAGAAAGUUAAGGAGGAUCUCUCAGAUUUUAUGGCAAUUGUACAGGCUUUGAAAGAAACAUCACUUAAGAUAUCGACUUCCGCGGCUGAUUAUUGUAUAUCUAGACUUCCAGAAAUCUAUGACCAGCAAACUACUGAGAAUUUUAGGAACAAUCUCAUUGAUAUCACGGAUGAAAGAUUGAUAGACGACAGCGAUAUCUUCGUACAGCAAAUGCUGCAUCCAAAAAACAUGAACGAAGUAUCACUAAGGGCCCAUCUGAACGAAUUGGAGGCAAAGGGCAUGAACACACGCGGCGUACUGCGCAAGUUACUACAACAGUACUGCAGAGAGAACAACUUGCCUGCAGCACUUGAAAUACUUGAUAAGUGUAAAAAGGAAGGAGUAUUCUUAUCAGCGGGUAUGAAGGCAGCCAUAUUCGAUCUUCACGUGAAGCUGGGAGAAUUAGAAGCGGCUGAGUUAGCACUUGUCGAUCUCAACAAAUCCUUUCCUAAUUUUACCCUAGAUGAGUUUAAAGUGAUAGAUUUCGCUACCCUAAUGGUAUAUAGGAACAGGAUAAAACCAGCUUUCGAUUUGAUAAGUGAACAAUCUAAGAAUCGACGUGUGAUCGGAGGUAGAAGUGUGUCUAUGAACUGUUGGCGUCUGUUGAGCGCGAUGGCGUCGCACGGCAACGUCGACGACACUCGUCGUAUGUUCCACUUGCUCACUGAACUGCGCUACUGCAAGCCCACCAAUACUGUACUGGGGCCACUCGUACGAGUGCACUUGAACGAUAACAACAUAGAAGCCGCUACAAAGGAAUUUGUUACCUUAGCGAAUAAAUAUAACAAAACUCCAUUAAAACAUGAAUUGUUGUGCAAAAUAUUGACGACUAUGGGAGAUGGCGGCUCUGAAGAAACUUUCAUUAUAAAUGAAAAAAGUAAUGGCAGUAUGAACAAAUUGGUACAGAAAGUGUUAAAUAUUGAUAAGAAAGUUCACGGUCCGGGAGAUGUACAGCUUACUUUAAUGGCUGCCUUAGCGGACGUUGGUUAUAAACGAACUCUACGCAAGAUGCUUUUGGACCCCAAAGUAAAGUUCCAUCCAGACGCCUUACUGAGGCACUGCGAAAGAUUUGCCGAUGAGAAGAAAAUCUCUGCCUUGGAGACUGUAGCUGAAUGCGUCAAGGAUCUACGAUUUUUUAACGUUCAAGAUUUAUAUAAUAUGAUGCUUGAAGUUUAUCAACGUGAUAACAAUUAUAAAGACGGGCUCGCUCUUUGGACUAAAAUGCAAGAAGCAGAUGUGACACCAUCUCAAAAGUUUAUACGUAACCUUUGCUCGCUUUGUACUGCCAAUAAUAAAGAUAUACCAGCGGAUCUAGCUGUUCUACUUGACAAGGAGACCAGGCAAGCUAUUCCAUAAUUUUAUUAAUUUAAAAUCUUAUA